GGUGAUGAUGAUUGGAUAAGGCCGAUCACCGUCAGAUUCAAACGUUGCGAGUUUCUGACCUUCCGAUCCGACCAGAGAGGCUUUAAGGAUUUGGUUUGGGUAGAGGAUUCCUUCUUUUAUCUUCAACUCUGCCGAGGUUUUAGAGGGGGAGAGAGAGAGAGAGAGAGAGAGAGAGAGAGGGAGAGGCUCGAAAUGGCUACGGGUACGGGGGUGGGGCUAUCGUGGCCGUCGAAGCUCCAUCGGAGGCCCAAUUCAGUCCCUCCGUCUUCGCCGUCACGGUCUUCUGCCCGUUGCGCCGUCAGAAUGACCCUCUCUGUUGACGAGAAAACGAAGAAUUUGUCUCUCAAGAAGUCCGAGGAAGCUUUCAACGUCGCCAAGGAAUUGAUGCCGGGAGGUGUAAAUUCUCCUGUACGUGCUUUCAAAUCAGUUGGUGGACAGCCUAUUGUAAUGGAUUCUGUCAAGGGCUCUCACAUGUGGGACAUAGAUGGCAAUGAGUACAUAGAUUAUGUUGGUUCAUGGGGGCCAGCCAUCAUUGGACAUGCAGAUGAUAAGGUACUUGCAGCCUUGGCUGAAACAAUGAAGAAGGGAACAAGCUUUGGUGCUCCAUGUCUUCUAGAAAAUGUUCUGGCAGAGAUGGUCAUCUCAGCUGUUCCAAGCAUAGAAAUGGUCCGCUUUGUCAAUUCAGGCACAGAAGCUUGCAUGGGUGUUCUCCGCCUAGCUCGUGCUUUCACUGACCGGGAGAAACUAAUCAAGUUUGAGGGUUGCUACCAUGGUCAUGCAGAUCCAUUUUUGGUCAAGGCAGGCAGUGGGGUUGCUACCCUAGGUCUCCCUGAUUCCCCUGGUGUUCCCAGAGCAGCCACCUUCGAAACAUUGAUAUCCCCAUUCAACAAUAUCUCAACUGUUAAAAGACUGUUUGACGCAAACAAAGGAGAGAUUGCUGCAGUCAUACUCGAACCCGUUGUUGGGAACUCAGGCUUCAUUGCUCCUAAACCAGGUUUCCUUGAGGACCUCCGGAAGAUAACCAAAGAAAACGAUGCUCUUCUGGUAUUUGAUGAAGUUAUGACCGGGUUUCGUUUGUCUUAUGGUGGAGCUCAGGAAUAUUUCGGAAUAACUCCCGAUUUAACCACUCUCGGAAAGAUAAUUGGUGGCGGCCUGCCCGUCGGUGCAUAUGGAGGAAGAAGGGAUAUCAUGGAGAUGGUUGCACCAGCAGGACCGAUGUAUCAAGCCGGCACUCUCAGUGGAAACCCUUUGGCAAUGACAGCAGGAAUCCACACUCUUGAACGGUUGAAAGAGCCCGGCAGUUAUGAGUAUCUAAACGAGAUAACAAGCAUGCUUAUUCAGGGUAUCAUUGACGCUGGAAAGAAGGCCGGGCAUGCAAUUUGUGGCGGGUAUAUAAGCGGCAUGUUUGGGUUUUUCUUCACAGAAGGGCCUGUCUAUGAAUUUGCAGAUGCAAAGAAGAGUGACACAGCCAAGUUUGCAAGGUUCUACAGAGGCAUGCUUGAGGAAGGGGUCUACUUUGCACCUUCACAGUUUGAGGCUGGGUUUACUAGCUUGGCACACACCAAAGAGGAUAUCCAGCGAACCAUAGAAGCGGCUCAAAAGGUUUUCCGGCGACUUUAAACCCCUUGUCUCUGGCUUCUUAUAUGUUGCCAUGAGUUUUGAAUCUUCAUAGCCAAUAACGGGCAUUCUUUUUCUAGCUUUCCUUUGUUUGAGAAGCUGUUUGCUCUGUCAAACCUUUUGUACCAUUUUCCAUCUUCAUUGUAUCAUCUAUUACCUAGAAAGCAUGUUGCACUGCUACUUGCAUUUGUAACUUAAAAAGACCUUUUCUACAAUGUUCUUUAUUGAUUGUAUCAUUUUUUGCUCA
This is a messenger RNA of Diospyros lotus (date-plum), 1864 nucleotides long. RefSeq names its product glutamate-1-semialdehyde 2,1-aminomutase, chloroplastic-like. NCBI's taxonomy places the organism in Eukaryota, Viridiplantae, Streptophyta, Magnoliopsida, Ericales, Ebenaceae. Gene Ontology annotation, molecular function: transaminase activity; glutamate-1-semialdehyde 2,1-aminomutase activity; pyridoxal phosphate binding. Bases 193 to 1620 code for a protein of 475 amino acids. The record is from RefSeq and is a predicted model, not a curated record. The transcript is spliced from 3 exons. Gene Ontology annotation, biological process: tetrapyrrole biosynthetic process. Gene Ontology annotation, cellular component: chloroplast.